Williopsis jadinii is the source of this 2093-nucleotide messenger RNA. It is a transcript of the gene RUP1, whose product is annotated as Rup1p. The transcript is spliced from 3 exons. The record is from RefSeq and is a predicted model, not a curated record. Lineage: Eukaryota; Fungi; Ascomycota; Saccharomycetes; Phaffomycetales; Wickerhamomycetaceae. Gene Ontology annotation, cellular component: cytosol; nucleus. Gene Ontology annotation, molecular function: protein binding. Gene Ontology annotation, biological process: protein deubiquitination. The coding region runs from base 117 to 2048 and encodes 643 amino acids.
AAAACACCCGAACACCACUCUCCACAUAGGGGCAGAGUGCCAAAGGACGCUGAUACGCUGAUGCAGUACAACUCAGACUGUGUGUGUUGUUGAAACUCAGCCUUCCAAUAGCAACUAUGAAUCAGAAGGACAUCGAUCAGAUCGUGGAGUUUGGCUUCUCAAGGGAACAGGCAAUUGAGGCACUCAGUCAAUCAAACGGUGAUAUCAACAGCGCUAUUGACUUCCUGUUCAGAGACACUGAUCCUGUUGCUGAGAGCUAUGGUGAUAGCUCGAAUGGUGAUGCGAAGGGCGUGACAUCUGCGCCAAUAGAGUCUGGUGUUAUAGACGACAUUAUCAAACAACAACAUAGUACUAGUGAGGAGCAGUACUCAGCGCCGCCAUUGCCACCAAGGAGCCACGCCUCUGUGCACGUUGAAGAUAUCAGGGACAAUGACAGCGAUGUAAACGAUGACGAUGUUUCUGUAUUCGAAGAUCUGGAACACUCUUCUCUACCCCAUGAGGAAGUUGAGGGAAGGGUGCCGUACAAUGUUUACGAUGACGUGCGAGCCUAUACUCGCAAAGCUGAUGAGGUCCCGGUUAUAAUGCCAACGUCUAACGGCUAUUACGAAAGCUACUUGGCUGCUUUACUCAUGAUCUUGCACGCAGUGCCUGGGAUCAAGCGUGCAGUGUUCCGCCAUGAGUUCAAAGACCUUGGCUAUAGCCCACGUUGGUUUAAAGGUGAAGUUGUGGAAUUACCUGCCGAGAUAACUGAGGUUGAGGUUGAUGGUGAGAAACACGAUUUGAGGUUUUUGGCUGAGGUACAGCGUAUCUUUACGUUCUUGGAUGAUUCGGCCAAUAGAUCAUUCACGUCGCUGGCCGGUCUUAUAAAGGCAUUACCAAAGUCUGCACUUGGACAGUUUGGGUAUGUUGAUAACCUAUCAGACGCCUAUGAGAUCUUGUAUAAGGCACUGUCUGAGCAACUUACAUGGGCCGGUGUUGCAAACGCACAGAGCUUGUUCGCCAAUACGCUCUUGAGAAAUGGUGAGCUCUACACGUUUGGCAUGUUUCAUAUCGAGGCUGAGGAUUUGAGCAGAACACUUUAUAAAUCGUUGAACGAACUCAUAUGGAACGAUUCCGUCGAGUCCAGUGACUGCAUAAACUCAUUAGCAGACACAAUUAUGAUCACAGUGGAUCCAUGUACAGAUGAUAUGUUUGUUCCACCUGGCUUGGAACUGUUUGAGGAGCUGUACCCUCAGAUCUAUACAAAUGACUUCAAAAACACGGUGCUAAGUAUUGAGAAGAAGCACGAAGAAUUGGAGAAGGAGAGAGCAAGCAUUAACUCUGAACUGUUGAAGCUCAAGACCCACAAAGGUAUGCAUAUCCAAUCUGUGUUGGAUCAUUCCUUGGAGUUUCUCCAAGAUGAGAGUGGAAAUGGCGAAUACCAAGAUCUGAAGAUUGCAGACGUUCUUGACGAUGUUCGACAGCUGAGCCUCACAGUGCAAGAAAGAAAGGAGUCUCUUGCUGAAAGAAGUAGCCAAUUGAUCGACGAAAGACGGGCGAUGUCAAUUACAAACGUUGACACGAUAAUUGAGAAGUACAUGGAGGAUGACAAGCACGAGAAGCCAGAACCUUACCUUCUCACAGGGGUCAUAUUACGUGGUAACAUUUACUGCUGUGCUACAAAGACUGAAGAUGGUGUAUUGCAAUGGAGAUAUGUUGAACAUACACCAUGUGACAGUCCAGAUACGAGAUUUGAGACUGAUGAGACACAAUUCGAUGAUAUCAAACAGGUGGUGUAUUCAAAGACACGUAACGUCUGGAACGAUCCUCUUGUUCUUGUCUUUGUAAAGCGAAGUGCGAUAUUUGAUUCCACCCCAAUUCAAUUGCCAAAUAGCAGCUUGGAAUUCCUCAAAUUGGAUAACGAUGAAUUGGAUAAGAGUAUAGAAUGGAACUCAGAUACAGAUUAUAUGGAUUCCAGCAGUGAUGAGGGGGGAGAUGAUGACGAACCACAACCACAAGAGGAUAAGCAGCAGAACGAUCAGCCGUUGAUUGAUUUGACAGAUAAAUAAGGCCAAAAAUUCUAUAUCUUGCCCUUUUGCAGAGUUUGUAGAUCA